AUGUAAUAAUCUAGUCCUAGAGAAUAAAAUGACGAUUUGAAUUAACCUGAUUAAAUUUCUUCAAAACCAUCAUUAGCAAGAUCAAAGUAUAUUUUUAAAAAAAGAAUGUAGCACAAUGUAACCAAUUCCAAAGAUAACAAAAAAAUUUACAAUAGGAGGAAAGUAAUAUUCAUAUGUAGGACCUGAUCAUCCUUAUAUACAAGAUUUAUUCUAAUUGGUAGAAGAAAGAGAAAGUAAUCCUAAUAAUAAUUUGUUGAAUAAAAUAAUAAACAUUAAUAGUUAGAUAGAAAAUUGGUUUGCAGCUAAAUGUAGAUUUUUUAAUGGAAGUUUUGAGAUAACCCAUUAUCAUGUCUUAAUUUGGCUUUUCUAUUUGAUCAUUUAUGUAGUGUUUAUUUUUCAAACAUUUGUAAAUAUAAAAACUAUAAUAGGAUUUAUAAGAUUAAGCAGAGGUACAAGUUAAUGCAAAUAAAUAAAUUAUUGUAUUUAAUUUAACAGGAUUAGGAGCUUUAUUUACAAUAUAUACGUUAAUGUAAUAAUAAAAUAAUAUAUAGAAUAAUAAUGAUCAAAUAGGUGUGGUUUAUAUUAAUAAUAACAUUUAUAGGAGUUUUAUUACCAUUAUGGUUCCUAUUAAAUAACUAUUUAAAUGUAUUAAUAUUAUUUUAUUUUAGUUAUUGUAAUUGAAUUAAACAGCAAAUUAUGAUGUAUCAAUAAUCUUUAUACUUUCAUUCAUAGUUUUGAUAGUUCUUAAUGGGUUUCUAGUUUCACAAUUAUUCAUUUGGUUAAAAAGUUUUAUGAAAGAGUUUUUUGCAGCAAUGGUAAUUAAUUUCUGGUGUUUAUUUUGUGUUUUCUUAGUUGGUUAUUACAUAUUAGAAUAUAUCAUUGUUACUCCUUAAAUUAUUUUUGAAGAUUUACUAACUUAUAUAUUAUCAUAACUUUAUAUUCCAUUACUUUUAAUUUUAAUAUUUUCCUGGUUUAUUAUUAAAGCACGAUUAUUUGAUUGGCCAGAAGAUGUUAUCUAAACUGCUAUAGAUAGACUUAAAGAAAUGCUAAAUAAAUAAUAUAUUAAAUAAGAAACAACAUCUUAAUAAGCUGUAAGUUGGUUAUAAAAAAAUAAAGUUAGAAUUAUCUCUUAUAUGAUUGGAAUAUUUUAUUUCAUAGUAGAAAUUUGGUUAUUUUUGAAAUUAGCUUCAACACUUAACAAUUAAUUGUCUAAUUAUAGUGAAAUUAUGACAUUAGCAUUUGAAGUUACAAUAGUUCCUAUUUAUUUAUUUUUAGGUGUAUUUAUUUCUAUUACAAAUAGAGAAUUAUCUAGAACAUUCUUAUAUGUGCCAUUAUUUUUAGGAGCUCCUAUUAUAUUUUCAUUUUUAAAAUUAUACUUUUAUUUAGAAUCUAAUUCUAUUACUAAAGAUGUUAUAUAAUCUAUAGGAGAUGCUGUUUAUUAUGGACCAUUAUUUUUAUUUAUUAUAUGGUUAACCAUUAGUAUGAUAGGAAUUGAAAAAAGAAAAUUAUAAAUGUAUUCAUUAGGAUUUCUCUGUUUCUUUUUAGCAUUCCCUUUAGGAGUAUUAAUUCCACUCUAUUAUGAAUCAACAGAUGAAAUCUUAUUAUAUGUUAGUUAUGUUUUAGUAGCUAUUGGAGCAAUUAUAUUAAUUAUUAUAUUUAUAUACUUUAUUAAAGAAUCUUUAUUAGCUAUUUGGAGAGUUAAAUAAAUUACUGAAGAUGAUUUCCCUAAUUUUGGAGAAUAUGCUUAUUAUAAUUUAACUCCAUAUGGUUUAUGGAUUAAUGCUUCAUUCUUUCUUUUAUCAAUAUUUUUCUUAGGGGAAUUCUUUUGGUUUUCUUAAGAAUUUGAGGAAAAAUAUCAACCAACCAAUGUUGAAAUUGGAACUAUUUUUAGUUUAUUAAUUAUGCAUCCAAUUUUAUUCUUUCUCAUUAAUUUAGCGUUAUCAGGAAAAUCAUUGCAAAUUAAAAAAGACUUUGAAAUUACAAAUAUUGAAAUGGAAUAAAAUGAAUAAAUUGAAAAUCAAAAAAAAUUAAAUGCUCUAAAAAUAUAAAAUUAUACUGUUCUUAUUGGAAUUUUAUGUCCUGUUGCAGUAUUUAUUCCUAUUGGAAUUAUGUAGUCAAAUGAAAUAUUUUAGACAUGUUUUCUAGCAUUAGCAAUUGGUUUACCAAUUAUAUUUCUAAUUUAUAAAGUAUUGACAUACAUUAAAAAUUAAUCAGAAUUAUAUGAAAACUUUUUUUCAUCUUUUGUAAGUUCUUUAUUGUGGUGUUGCAUUAUAUUUCCUUUUGGAGUGAUUGUACCUAUGUUAUCAAUUGAAUUUAUUAAUACUUCUGAUAAUUUUCAAACUUUUGCUUAAAUUGCAGUUGCUAGUGGUUUAUUUAUUUGUAUUAUUGGAGUUACUGGUACAUCUCUCUUUUUCUCUAUUUUACUUAAUAAAGAAGAAUUUGAAAGAAAAAAAAGAUGUAUUGUUGAAGGAUUGAUAACAUACUUUUAUAAAGAACAUGUUUACAGUGAUAUGGCUGUAUGUUCGUUAAUUUAUAUGAGAUAUUUAAUUGUUGGUAAUUAAAUAGAAAGGAACUUUAAAAAAGAAUAAAAAACAGGUCUUAAAAAAAAUAAUAAAGAGGAUGUCAAUCCAAAACUAUUAAUAAAAAAGAAAUUAAUUGAAGAUAUGAUUUAAGAAUAUAAGCCUGUUGGUCCUAUUGAAUAUUUAGGAGAGGAUUUAGAAUGUAAUAAACAAUUAGUUUCAAAACUUAAUUAUGAUAAAUUUGUAAAGUAGAUAGAAGUGAAAAAAAAAGAAUUAUAAGAAAAUAAACCAAAUAAAUGUUUAAUGAUGUUUUGGGAAUGUAUUUAAUGUAAAUGUGGUUUAGAAGAAAUGGAAUAAUUAGACAAAGAUAAAGAAAAUGAAAUUAUUUAACUAAGAGAUAUAUAUAAAAUGGAUGAAGAAUAAGGUUAGAUUAUGGAAUAAUUAAUUCCAGAAUUUUCUAAUGUUUAUAAAUUGAUGGAUGAUAAUGAAAGAACAGGCUUAUUAUUAAAUUUUGAAUUAGAACCAACAGCUUAAAUUUUAGCUUAAAGAUAAUAACAUGUAGAUAUAGAGUAAUUAGAUUCUUAAAAAACUGAAAAACUUAGAAAUUUAUAAAGGAAAGAUUUAAGUAGUAAAGCCUUAACUAAAAUAACAUCAACUGAUUAUUAUUAAUCAUUAUAAUAGAAUAAUAAUCUAUUUCCAUAAUUUAUGCAUGAAGUUUUUAUGGAAUUUAGUAAUUAAGAAGAGGGUCUUCCACCUUCAAUUUGUUAUAAUGAUUUUAAAGAAUUUUGCAGAUUAACUAAUCUAAACUUUGGACUCUAAGAAUAUACAAAUCAUGCAAAAUAAAUAUGGUUAAAUUAAACAUUUACUUUAAACGAAAGAGAUUUUGCAAAUUUACUUAAAUCUGCUUUGCCAAACAACUCAGCUGAUAAAUAUUAAUAAUUAAAGAAAUUUACUUUAGAAAAAAUAUACCCUAGCUUAAUUAAAUCAAUCAAAUCAUUAUAUAGUAAUUUAAAAGAAGCUAAUAGAUUAUUUUUAAAUAAUAAACUUGAUCCAUAAUUAUAUCCUUUUUGUGAAGAGAACUUUGAUUUAUAAAAAAAAACAAAAUAAGAAUGGUAAGAAGAAUAAAGUAGGUUAUUAAUUAAAAUGAAUGAUCCAGAUAAUAUUAAUAAAAGCUAAAUUAGUAGAGCAAAUAGCAUUAAAUUUCCAAAAAAGUCAAGAAAACAAUUAAAUUUUGAAUAUGCUGAGAAAGUAACGGAAGUAGAAAGAAACUAUGAGAAUAAAUUAUCAGGUUGCAAAAAAUGUUGUUACAGUUUCUUAAGAUUUUUAAAUCUUAUCUUUUGUUAAAUUUUAGGAUCAUGUUGGAAAACAAUAUUAGGAGGUUUUGAAGAUUAAAAGAAAAAACCAAUAAGAAAAGGUUGGGCAUAAUAAAUAAAAUAAGCAAGAUUGGAAAUGAGAGACUGGAAACAAGUAGCAAAAGGUGCUAUUGAGGAACUUUUUAAAUAGAUUCAUCAAUAUGAAGAAUAACUAAAAGAAAAGUUGAUAGUUAAAUAAUUCAGAUCUACUGUAAGUAAUAUUAUUGCAAUUUCUACAAGGGUUUUUGAUAUAUAUGGUUUAGCAGCUUUGACAUUCAAUAGUAAUGUAUCUUGGUUUGGUACAGAUUCAUCUCCAACUGUUGAAGGACAAGAUAUAGUUGAUGGAUCUGCAUUUUAUGAUUCUUAUGCUUUUUAUUUCUAUGCUUCUUUAUCUGCUUCUGUUUUAUAUGGAAUUUUGGGAAGGAUAGCUAUUCAUCAUGUCAAAUAAAAUACCUUUGGAUAAAAUACAAUUAAUGGAUUACCAGCAAGCUUUACACAUUCAUAAUGGUAUUUAACAAAAGCUAUUUAAAUUUUAAAUGGAUUAUUUCUUAGAAUUAUGAAAUCAUAUAUUGAUGCUUUUGUUUGUGAUUAUGAUGUUGAAGGCUCAGUUAUUUAUGUUUUAGUAAGAGAUAACUCUAUAGAAUGUUUGAGUGAUUAACAUUAUAUUUAUAUGGGACUUGCUUUCAUAGGAGUUAGUAUCUAUUAUCCAUUAACUACCUAUAUGUAACCUAUAUUCUAGUUUAAUGACCAUUCAUUAGAUUUGAAAUAUAGAUCUACUUAUUUAGUUGUUUAUGUUUAAUGUAAAUUAUUAAUACUUGGCUUAAGUUCACUAUUUGCUAAUUUUGACUCCAAUUCUUUUAAAUUUUAAUUGAUUUUUGCAUCUUGCAUUAUGCUUUUCAUUAUUAUCUUUUAUUUAAGGAUGAAACCAUGCCUUAUUGAUUGGUUUAAUAUUAUCGAACUAUUCUUAUUCAUUAUUGUUUUCUCUGUAAAAAUUAUUAUUUUUAUAUUUAUUUAGGUUUAUGUUGGAGCUAUUUUAAUAUUAUUUGUUGAUAAUUACUUGUAUGGUCUUAUUUUCACUUCAUCUGCUACUUCCUUAAUUUUAAUUACUCUAGCUGCUUAUUUUUUAAAGCAAUUCUUAGAUUUUAGAAAAAGAGAAAAAAUUGGAGUCGAUCCAGAUUUAAAAUAACGAUAAAUAAAAAAAAAGGGAUUAAAUUAAUUUAUAGAGACCAAACCAGAAGAAAAAUUAAAUAUUACUAAUUUUAAAGGUAAAUAAAAGGCUAGGGAAAAAAAAUUAAUGGAAUAAAAUUAAAAAAUUUAAGAAGAAAAAGAAAAAGAAAUCAAAAAAAUACAAAUUAUCAAAAAGUAUGAAAAAUAAAAAUCAUAAUCUGAUUUUAUUUUAGAUGUUGAAUAUUUGCCAAUUAAAUAAAUUGAAGGAAACAUAAAUGAAGAUCGAUUAGAUAUUAAAAAUGUUAAACUAUACGAAUAAAGGAAAACCUGA
This is a messenger RNA of Paramecium sonneborni, 5369 nucleotides long. The record is from the annotation of a GenBank genome assembly. NCBI's taxonomy places the organism in Eukaryota, Ciliophora, Oligohymenophorea, Peniculida, Parameciidae.